Molecule: messenger RNA, 360 nt
Organism: Knipowitschia caucasica
Lineage: Eukaryota; Metazoa; Chordata; Actinopteri; Gobiiformes; Gobiidae
Source: the annotation of a GenBank genome assembly
AUGUUUUUUGACUUCUCCAGUGCUUUCAACACCAUCAGGCCGGCACUGCUGCAGGGGAAGAUGAAGGACGCCGGAGUGGACAGUAGCCUCACUGCAUGGACCAUCAACUACCUCUCAGACCGACCACAGUACGUGCGGCUGCGCAGCUGUGAGUCUGAGGUGGUAGUCUGCAGCACUGGGGCCCCUCAGGGCACUGUCCUCUCACCGUUUCUCUUCACCAUCUACACUUCAGACCUCACAUAUGACACACACAGCUGCCACCUGGAGAAGUUCUCCGACGACUCCGCCCUCGUGGGCUGUGUGUCUGAGGGGAACGAACUGGAAUAUCGGUCGGUUAUCACGGACAUUGAACUGGUGUGA